UUCCAUGCCUCGCAAUACCAUGGCAGAGCGGAGAACGUUCUAUCGCCUCUUCUGCUGCUGCUGUAAUGAGGAUUUGCCAGAGAAGAGCCCUUUAAUCAGUGAUACGCUCUUGUACUUUGAUCGGGAGGUGAAGAGGAGAAGAGCAGAAGAGGCAAAUCUAUGGAAUGAGCCACAAGAUGUGUCACACACCGAGAGGGAUGACGACAGGGAACUCUACAACUUGCUGCAGAAGAGAGCACGGACACGGCGAGGAUCAGAGGGUUACCGCAGGCUGAGUUUUGAUAUCACCGCUCAUAGACAAGUUCGCAAAGGGGUGAAGGAUCGCUGGAGGGUUCUUCUGGAAGACUUAGGUUUCCACAAUGAAGCAGACUCCUUGCUCACUGUCACUUCAAAUACAUCCUAUAAUAGCUUGCGUGAUCCCACAGAGGCUCGUCGCCUGCUCAGUCUCUUAGCUCAAGAGACUAGUAUAUUUGAUGAGCAAACCAUCCCUCCUGAGAGGUACCUCUUUGUGCUGGACCGUCUCAUCGUUCUCGACAUGGGAACAGAGUUUGUGUCUAUUGCCAGGCGAUUUUAUCCAGCAGAGUCCUUGACAAACAGUGAGAUAGAAAUUGUGGAACCUGGCACGGCAGUCUUGGUGAGCCCUGGCUUGCAGGGGACUGAAGAUGGUGGAGAAAAGGAUGAAGAAUGCGCUGAAAUGGAUGAAGAUAGCUUCCUAGUCAACCUGCUUGACUGAUAUGAAACAGUUACUAUGCACAUUGAAUUACCCU
This is a messenger RNA of Nanorana parkeri, 767 nucleotides long. Its product is annotated as melanoregulin-like. The record is from RefSeq and is a predicted model, not a curated record. Gene Ontology annotation, biological process: melanosome transport. The transcript has 5 exons. Bases 5 to 733 code for a protein of 242 amino acids. Gene Ontology annotation, cellular component: melanosome. Lineage: Eukaryota; Metazoa; Chordata; Amphibia; Anura; Dicroglossidae.